Molecule: messenger RNA, 342 nt
Organism: Penicillium subrubescens
Lineage: Eukaryota; Fungi; Ascomycota; Eurotiomycetes; Eurotiales; Aspergillaceae
Product: c-type cytochrome
Exons: 4
Coding region: 1-342 (113 amino acids)
Biological process (GO): mitochondrial electron transport, ubiquinol to cytochrome c; mitochondrial electron transport, cytochrome c to oxygen
Cellular component (GO): mitochondrial intermembrane space
Molecular function (GO): electron transfer activity; heme binding
Source: RefSeq, a predicted model, not a curated record
AUGGGCAAGGAAGCUGCUAAGUUCACUCCUGGUGACUCUGCGAAGGGCGCCAAGCUUUUCCAGACUCGUUGUGCUCAGUGCCACACCGUCGAGGCCAACGGUCCCCACAAGGUCGGCCCCAACUUGCACGGUCUGUUCGGCCGCAAGACUGGCUCUGCCGAUGGCUACGCCUACACCGAUGCCAACAAGCAGGCUGACGUGACCUGGAACGAGGACACUCUGUUCCCCUACCUCGAGAACCCCAAGAAGUUCAUCCCUGGUACCAAGAUGGCCUUCGGUGGUCUCAAGAAGGCCAAGGAGCGCAACGACCUGAUCACCUACCUCAAGGAGUCCACCGCUUAA